AUGUCAUCAUUGGCUCUGACCAAAGCAGCUGUUUUGGAGAGAGAGGAGAAAAUGGCGUGCGUCGCGACAGAGCUCAUGUCGUGCCUACCAGCGAUACUCAAAGGAAGUAAGCCGCCGGAAUAUUGUUGCGAGAAACUGAAAGAGCAGCAGUCUUGUCUUUGUGGUUACAUAAAAUCACCAACUUUUGGUCACUUUGUUACAUUAGAAAAUGCUCACAAACUUCUAGAGGCUUGUGGUAUUCCUUAUCCCAAGUGUUAA
Molecule: messenger RNA, 258 nt
Organism: Arabis nemorensis
Lineage: Eukaryota; Viridiplantae; Streptophyta; Magnoliopsida; Brassicales; Brassicaceae
Source: the annotation of a GenBank genome assembly